This is a messenger RNA of Hypomesus transpacificus, 2246 nucleotides long. RefSeq lists its product as uncharacterized. The transcript has 6 exons. The record is from RefSeq and is a predicted model, not a curated record. NCBI's taxonomy places the organism in Eukaryota, Metazoa, Chordata, Actinopteri, Osmeriformes, Osmeridae. Bases 579 to 1670 code for a protein of 363 amino acids.
CAACGCGUCACUCACCAGGCAAGUUUUCGAAAUGAAAUUGCGCAGCCGCAGUAAACUUGGACGUUAAUGAGAAGUCUCGCGAUAUGAACAUGCACUUAGGGAAUAGGAGUCGGGAGGGAUUUUAGUGGGAUUUAGGAGGUUUAUUAUAUUUAGGGCAUUUUUACACAGGUGUAAUCUAUGUUCAGAGUGCAUAUACUGUAUGUUAUGUUAUGCCAGGUUGCUUUGCCUUGCUUUGAGUGCCCAGACUGACUUUGUGUUGUUCUGUGCAUCUGACAGUAAAAUACUUGAACUUUAUCAGCUCUGACUCCCGGAAAUAAAUUGUGAUUCUCCUCUCCAAUAUUCUCGGAAACACAAAAGUAAAUGUACAACAUUCAGUGAGUUUGAUACAGGUUUGGCCCCUGCCAGUUACAUAUGUCAGGUGCAACUUAAUCCUUGUGUAUCACCAUGAUUUAUUUUUCUAAAUAUAUUUCCUUGUUGCCAAGUUAUUCAUUAUUCUACUAGUUGUGAUCUGUUAAGGUAAAAAAAGUAUUACUGGUAGUGAUAGGUGCAAUAAGUGUACCGUAUCUUUACACGUGUACAUGUUUAUCGUUGUUCUACUGAUAACUUGGAAAGCUGUAAAAUGUACCUCGUUGAGAUUCAAAGUUUACAUCCACAGUUCACAUUCAGCUGUUCGCGUCUGCAUCUUAAAUUUUCUCUGUCAGAAGAUUGGUGUCCUCUCCAGAAUGUUGAAAGAAACAGCAGUCUUAUUUUUGUUGGCUUUUCCUUGGAUGUCAUUUGGUGCCCUAGCUCCAAAGAAUCUUGCCUUGCGUGGAAAAGCCACUCAGUCAAACCUCAUAGAUAAUCCAUACUCUGGCUACAGUGAUGCAAACAAUGCCAUUGAUGGGAAUCGCAAUCCAAAUUUCUAUGAGGGGUCUUGCACUGCUACUGACACUCAGACCAAUCCCUGGUGGAGAGUUGAUCUGCUGGACACAUUCAUAAUCACCUCUGUCACCAUCACUAAUAGAGGGGAUGCUGUUCCUGAAAGGAUCAAUGGUGCUGAGGUCCAUAUUGGAAAAUUCAUACUGAACGAUGCUUUUAACACUUUGGCUGGGGUCAUUCCCUCUAUAUCAGCUGGAAGAUCUCUCACACUGAAAUGGGCCAAAGGUGUGGAGGGACGUUAUGUGACCGUGCGUCUUCCUGGGAGUGGAAGACUUCUUACACUCUGUGAAGUAGAGGUUUAUGGGUAUCCUCCUCCAACUGAAAAUGUAGCCAUAGCAGGAAAAGCUACACAGUCCUCUGUGCAUGGCAGUGGGUUUGCCAACAACGCCAUUGAUGGCAACAGGAAUGGUGUGUACGAAGACGGGUCUUGCACUCACACUAAAGCUACAAUCAAUCCCUGGUGGAGGGUAGACCUCCUGAAGACCUACAGAGUGUUCUCCGUCACCGUCACAAAUACAGUUAACAGUGUCCCGGAAAGACUUAAUGGAGCUGAGAUCCGCAUUGGACAUUCCCUUGACGGCAAUGGAAUCAAUAAUCCCAGAUGUGCAGUGAUAUCUUCUAUUCCAGCUGGAUUUUCUGAGACAUUCCAGUGUAAUGGGAUGGAGGGCCGUUUUGUCGUUAUUGUCAUUCCAGGAAGAGCGGAGUACCUUACUCUGUGUGAGGUAGAGGUGAAAGGUUCCCCUCUUGACUAAAACAUUAAUUAAAAUCUGCUGAAGGACUGUGGUGAGACAGUGUAGACAGAGGAUUCAGAUGAGAGUUUAAACUCAAACAAAAAAAGUUAAAAGUAAACAUCACUGAAUGCUGUUGUAAACCAUGAUCUGAAAAGAAGAAGCAAAAACCAAUCGCAACCCAAUAACCUAAUUUUUCAGCCAAAUUCAUGGUAAAAUCCUUUUUCUUCUUCUUUAAAUUCACAGUGUCAAUAUGAUUAUGUAAAUGAAUUGUUUGCUCAAUAAAUCUAACUUGUUGCAAUGUUCUAAGUUGUUUUAGGCUACGUGUUGUGGUCUGACAGAAUGAAUAUCUUUAGCUGGACUAUAAAACAGUAUUCAGAGUCCAUCAACUUUCAUCACAGUUCAAUAGUCCUUUGUCACAUGACGAAAUAAAAACCCUCAUAAAUCCAGCAUCUUACAGUAUGAAUAAUAAUUCACUAAAUCAAAUAUGAACUUGUAUGUAUUCGGAAUUACAAAAAACUGUUGUUAAUGUUGCAACUCAUGAACAUUUAUUUAAAUGAAUUAGCAGCGAUACCUAUGGAGGACCAAACCUGCCAAAAU